UUUUCCUCUUGCUUUGUCAUUCUGUUGAAUGUGGUGAAGUCAUAUAUUUCAGACACGGGUAUUUACUGCAUUCACACUCCUGUCCAGAAGAGCGGGAACACAGACACAAACGCUAACCCACCUCUGCUCACCUGAGACAACAACACAAAGAUUGACAUGUCAAACAGAGGUCAAAGCUAUGGUAUGAGCCGUGAGGUUCAGAAUAAGAUUGAUGAGAAAUACGACCAAGAACUGGAGGAAAGGCUGGUGGAAUGGAUAAUGUGUCAGUGUGGCUCUGGUGUGGAGCGGCCUGAGCCCGGCAGGGUCGGCUUCCAAACGUGGCUCAAGGACGGAUGUGUGCUGUGUGAACUCAUCAACAGCCUGUCUGGAGCCAACAAGCCCAUCAGAGUUAUCAAGAGCUCCACCAUGCCUUUUAAACAGAUGGAGCAAAUCUCCUUGUUCCUCCACGCUGUGGAUAGCUAUGGAGUCACUAAAGCGGAUAUGUUCCAGACUGUGGACCUUUAUGAAGGCACAGACAUGGUUUCUGUCCAGAGGACUCUGAUUGCUCUGGUGAGGAAGAGUAUGAACAAUUUGAAUUACAAAGGAGAUCCCCAUUUUCUGAGUUUCUUAGAGAAACAAGAGAACAGGUGGGAUUUCUCAGAGGAACAGCUGAGCCAAGGCAAAAAUGUCAUUGGCCUGCAAAUGGGCCCAAAUCAAGGAGCAUCUCAAUCUGGAAUGACACCCUAUGGUCUAACCAGGCAGAUUGAGGACAACCCCUGAAGCCAAGCACUGCUGCUACCAACACACUCCUCCUCUCUGUCCUCUAAAACACAUGGAGAACAAACUCUGACUCUUACCUUGGUACCUUAACUGGACCAAAACAGGGACCAGUGAGAAUAUGCACACAUGUACACACACGCACAUGUACGCACACACACACACACAUACAAACACAAAUUCCAUAUUGUCCAUAAGUUUUAUCUUAAUCUUUUAAGCCAUUGAAUACAUCUUACAUCAUCAUUUAUUUUUUUCAAAUAAAAAUCAACUCAAUCGUCAGAGACUUGUAACUCGCUUAAGCUACAUAAUUCAUCAUAUUCAACUUAAAGUUUAUUAUUUCUAUCUAAUAAAACAUUUGGUCACUUA
Molecule: messenger RNA, 1122 nt
Organism: Solea senegalensis (Senegalese sole)
Lineage: Eukaryota; Metazoa; Chordata; Actinopteri; Pleuronectiformes; Soleidae
Product: transgelin-like
Exons: 5
Coding region: 157-759 (200 amino acids)
Molecular function (GO): protein binding
Source: RefSeq, a predicted model, not a curated record